AUGGCAGGUGUGAAAUACCCGGGACAGGACCCUGUGGAUUUAGACAUAUACCAAAGCUCCCACAUGGUCGACUAUCAGCCCUACAGGAAGCACAAAUACUCCAGGGUCACGCUGCAAGAGCAGGCAAAGCUCAAUGCUCAACUACGGGACAAAGAGUUUUACAGGCCCAUCCCUAAUCCCAACCCCAAGCUAACGGAUGGGUACCCUGCUUUCAAAAGACCCCACAUGACUGCCAAAGACCUGGGACUCCCCGGCUUCUUCCCAUCACAGGAACAUGAGGCCACAAGGGAGGACAAGUGCAAGUUCACCAGCACCUGCCAUUUCACAUAUCCAGAUUCCCACGAUCUGCACCUGGCCCAGGGUGACCCCAGCCAGGUCCUCCAGAGUGCUUACUUUCCAUGCCUCCUGGAUCCCAAACACCAGCCUGCUGCAGAGAUGGCCAAAGGCUACCUGCUACUGCCAGGGUGUCCCUGUCUUCAUCACCAUAUAGUCAAAGUCCCCAUCUUGAACCGGUGGGGACCCUUGAUGCCAUUUUACCAGUAG
Messenger RNA from Nomascus leucogenys (northern white-cheeked gibbon), 543 nucleotides. RefSeq names its product sperm microtubule inner protein 9 (gene SPMIP9). Gene Ontology annotation, cellular component: cytoplasm. Lineage: Eukaryota; Metazoa; Chordata; Mammalia; Primates; Hylobatidae. The record is from RefSeq and is a predicted model, not a curated record.